CCAGACCAGACCUUCAGAGACACGGUCACACUCCUCGGGCCUUCUCUGGCAGAGUGGCUCCGGGUUCUUCCCCUGGGCUUCCUAGGUGCUGACAGUGGACGCUCGGAACCAUGGUGAAAGCCCCCACAGCCCGGACAUGAGCUAUGAGGUCAUGAGCCUGGACCUGCAGAGCCUCUUGCCCCAGCUGGGCCUGGUGCCCUGCGUCAUCGUUGGCCACAGCAUGGGGGGAAAGACAGCGAUGCUGCUGGCACUACAGAGGCCAGAGCUGGUGGAACGUCUGAUCGCCGUGGACAUCAGCCCGGUGACGACCACAGCCGUCUCAAACUUCGCCACCUACAUGGCGGCCAUGAGCGCUGUAGACAUCCCAGAUGAGGUGCCCCGCUCCCAUGCCCGAAAACUGGCCGACGAGCAGCUCAGCUCUGUUGUCCAGGAUAUGGCCGUGCGGCAGUUCCUGCUUACCAACCUGGUGGAGGUCGAUGGGCGCUUCGUGUGGAGGGUGAAUUUGGAUGCUUUGGCCCAGAACCUGGACAAGAUCUUGUCCUUCCCACCACGACAGGGGUCCUACCCCAGGCCAACUCUCUUCCUCCUUGGUGGAAAAUCGCAAUUCGUGCAUCCUAGCCACCACCCUGAGAUUAUGCGGCUCUUCCCUGGGGCCCAGAUGCAGACCGUGCCCAAUGCUGGCCACUGGGUCCACGCUGAAUGCCCGCAGGACUUCAUGGCUGCCAUCCGAGGCUUCCUGGUCUAAGAGUCACCGUCUAGAGGGGCCACAAGACCCCAGGCGACAAGUCCUGACACCCCACUCCACGUCGCGGCACAGAAGGACUCAGGCGGGCACUGAAAGGGCACGAGGGUGCAGGGGUGGACAGACCUCAAGCUUUAAUGAAUAAAGACACUGCUCCCCGA
Carlito syrichta (Philippine tarsier) is the source of this 903-nucleotide messenger RNA. RefSeq names its product abhydrolase domain containing 11 (gene ABHD11). Gene Ontology annotation, cellular component: mitochondrion. Bases 137 to 745 code for a protein of 202 amino acids. NCBI's taxonomy places the organism in Eukaryota, Metazoa, Chordata, Mammalia, Primates, Tarsiidae. The transcript has 5 exons. The record is from RefSeq and is a predicted model, not a curated record.